This is a messenger RNA of Jaminaea rosea, 1685 nucleotides long. RefSeq names its product phosphoribosyl pyrophosphokinase. Gene Ontology annotation, biological process: purine nucleotide biosynthetic process; ribonucleoside monophosphate biosynthetic process; 5-phosphoribose 1-diphosphate biosynthetic process. The record is from RefSeq and is a predicted model, not a curated record. NCBI's taxonomy places the organism in Eukaryota, Fungi, Basidiomycota, Exobasidiomycetes, Microstromatales. Gene Ontology annotation, molecular function: ribose phosphate diphosphokinase activity; magnesium ion binding. Bases 66 to 1469 code for a protein of 467 amino acids. The transcript is spliced from 5 exons. Gene Ontology annotation, cellular component: ribose phosphate diphosphokinase complex; cytoplasm.
ACCCGCUCAUCCACUUCGACAUCACAUCCCCCCGCCUCUUCCCCACCUCACCUCCGCGCCACGCAAUGGCAGCCAACCACGGCGGCAUCAAGGUCUUCUCUGGGACCAGCCAUCCAGAGCUGGCAGCCGGAGUGGCCAAGCGCCUCGGCAUCCCCCUAGGAAAAGCCACCGUCACACGCAACGAAUCCGCCGAAUCCCUCAUCCGCAUCAGCGAAUCCGUUCGCGAACACGACGUCUACAUCAUCAACACAUCUUGCUGUUCCCCCACCCCGACGGGAUCCUCGGCUUCACCCAAUACGUCCCUCAUGGAACUCCUCAUCAUGAUCCACGCAUGCAAGACGGCGAGUGCGCGAAGGAUUACGGCCGUCAUCCCUCACUUCUUCUAUGCGCGACAGGACAAGAAGGAUAAGAGUCGUGCGCCAAUUACUGCCAAGCUCGUAGCGAAUAUGAUCGAGAAUGCAGGGUGUGAUCAUGUGAUUACGAUGGACUUGCACGCAUCGCAGAUCCAGGGAUUCUUCAACGUGCCCGUCGACAAUCUAUACGCAGAACCCGCCGCCCUGCAAUACAUUCGCGAGAUGGUCGACAUCUCCAAAGCGGUCAUCGUCUCCCCCGAUGCAGGCGGUGCGAAACGCGCCACCUCCCUCGCGGACCGCUUGAACGUCGACUUUGCCCUCUUCCACAAGGAGCGCAAAAAGGCCAACGAGGUCUCCCGCAUGGUCCUCGUCGGCUCCGUCCAGGAUAAAGUCGCCAUCCUCGUAGACGACAUGGCCGAUACGUGCGGUACUCUCGCUCUUGCCGCGCAACGACUCGCCGAGAGUGGGGCAGAGCGCGUCCUUGCCAUCGUGACGCAUGGCGUGCUGAGCGGUCCAGCGUUGGAGCGCAUCAUGGAGAGUCGCCUCGAGAAGUUGAUCGUCACAAACACGAUCCCGCAAGAGGGCAACGCGAGACAAUGCCCCAAGAUAGAGAUCAUCGACGUCAGUCAUGUCCUCGCAGAGACGAUUCGACGCAGUCAUUACGGAGAGAGCGUGAGCGUUCUCUUCAACCAGAUUCCGUACGAUACGACUCAGCCCUAUAGGCAUGGGACGGAUACGCCUGCUGGGGAGGAGGUGCCAGGCGUGGGAGGUUCGACGCAGAGCCCGCGCAGGCAGUUGCAUGCCAAUCAUUUGGCCUCCUCGCUCGCUCAGGUGGCGGCCGCACCCGGUUCCGCUUCUUCAUCGUCGGCGUUCCCCCCUAGCAGCUACAACGACCCAGACCCGCCGGCGGCGGCGCACUACUUUGCUGCGGAUAGGGAUCGACAAGCGCGAGCAUCGGCGGCGGCGGCAGCAGCGGGGGCGGAGGAGCAGACACCGAGGUUGAGGCAUGCAGACGCCGUUGGGCUGGGAAGAGGGGAAGAGAAGGGGGGCAGCGCGGCAUUGAGGGGGUUGAUGAGCCCGAUGGGUGGUGGAGGGUUGCCCCCGCCGAGGGGGUGAGGCGAGACGUCUCUGUUGUACCGCGUUGCGCCGUGUCGUAGAAAGGUCACCUCCGUCCUCGAGUCCUCGUGCGAGUGUUGGUACGCUUCGUCGCCCUCCCCUCCUCUUGCUCGCCACGCUCGUCGCCUCCUCUCUUCUUGCCCAUAUCGACCGGCGGCUCCAGCUCCAACUUCGUGCUCGUCUUCUUCUCCUUGGUCCGCGCGAUCUCCUGUCCUU